Molecule: messenger RNA, 3198 nt
Organism: Daphnia pulicaria
Lineage: Eukaryota; Metazoa; Arthropoda; Branchiopoda; Diplostraca; Daphniidae
Gene: toy
Product: paired box protein Pax-6-like
Exons: 10
Coding region: 1125-2624 (499 amino acids)
Biological process (GO): regulation of transcription by RNA polymerase II; anatomical structure development
Molecular function (GO): DNA-binding transcription factor activity, RNA polymerase II-specific; RNA polymerase II cis-regulatory region sequence-specific DNA binding
Source: RefSeq, a predicted model, not a curated record
CCAUCCAUGCUCUUGUACAAGUGUUUCAAAGCUGGCGCUUCUCUAUUCACAGCGGCACACUGCGCAUCCAUCCAUCCAUCCAUCCAGACACAGAGCCCUGCUGUGUGCUGCACUGCCGAUAGAGCGGAGGAGACAAGUUUGGCUGGGCAAGGAAUAUAAGGCCCCAGCAUCAGGACAGAGGAGUCGGAAGGGGGCGGAGUGUGUCCGUCUAAGAGUUGUGUGUGUGUGAGAGAGAAGGGAAGGGGGAGUUGCCUUGAGAGUUGCGCGGGCCAAAGGGCCACGCUCGGCAGACCGUGGAACGUGUCCAGUCAGCUAUUCAGCCGUGGAGCGAUAUCCCAGGCAUAUCCCCUCUUAGAGCCGAGUUUCAGUGUCGCCGCCGUGGAGCGAGCAGCCGAGUGCUUAAUGAGCGCAGACAAGCGUUGAUCAUCGCCCGUUGAAACGCUUUUCUUUUCAUUCCGUCCGAUUGUCUACUCUUACGACGACUACACCAACACCAUUCUACCAUCCUACCAUCGGCACUGUGCGAAUCAGUCACGCCGAUAUUUUAUCUUUCUUUCUUUUUGAUCGCCAUCGAAUCGUUUGCCCAUCAUUUGGUUCUGCCCCGACACCGUCAAACUGUUUUUAAAAAGAGACUCUCUACCGUCUUGUGGCUGUGUGCGGGGCCUAUCGAACUUGCGUGUGUGUGUCGUGAUGAUCAUUUGUGCUUCGAUCGAAAUUAUUCCGCCGGUAGAAUUGCAGCAACUGUUGUAAGAUUCAAUCACGCCAAUGCCAUUUGACCUGAUCCGCUGGAAAGAAAAGAAUUAAGGACGAGGCUGUGAGACAUUUGGAUCGACGCACCUAGGCCAUUGAUUUUUUCCCGGCGAUUAUAGACGCUCAAUUGCCGCAGUGAUUGACUUUCUUUUUGGUCACCGUGUGUGCGUGCAAAAUAUAAAAAAUAACUCAACGUCCUUCCAUCAUCAUCAUCAUCAACAGCUGGUUGCCAAAAAUAGCCACACAAUCAACAUCUGCUCUUGAGACGACAUUUGAUUGUCCAAACCGACCGGGAUUAUCAUCAUCCCGUCCAUUUUUUGUCACCAAGUCGUUAACCAAAAGCCUCCAAAAUUCAAGCCUUCAGCGAAGCCAGCAUGCCGCACAAAGCUGACUUUUGUUUCCACCAUUCAGGGCAUAGCGGCGUCAACCAGCUAGGCGGAGUCUACGUCAACGGCCGACCGCUGCCGGACUCGACCCGCCAGAAGAUCGUCGAGCUGGCCCACUCCGGCGCCCGUCCCUGCGACAUCUCCCGCAUCCUCCAAGUCUCCAACGGAUGCGUCUCGAAAAUACUCGGCAGGUAUUACGAGACCGGGUCGAUCAAACCGCGGGCUAUCGGCGGCUCCAAGCCCCGGGUGGCGACGUCUUGCGUCGUGACCAAGAUCGCCGACUACAAGCGCGAGUGUCCGUCCAUCUUCGCCUGGGAGAUCCGCGAUCGCCUCCUGUCAGAGGGCGUCUGCAACAACGACACCAUCCCCAGCGUUUCUUCGAUCAAUCGCGUGCUGCGGAACUUGGCGGCGCAGAAGGAGCAGCAAUCGGCGGCGGCCGCCAGCGAGUCCGUCUACGACAAGUUGCGCAUGUUCAAUGGGCAGGCCGGCGGCUGGGCGUGGUAUCCGGGAGCUCCGCCUCCCACCCACCCGGCCCUAUCUCUGCCUCACGGUCACGUUCCGGCCACCCCGCUGCCCAGCGGCGGCGGCGGACAUCACCUGAUACGCGACGAUCCCCACAAAAGAGAUUGCAACGAUGGCAACAUCUCGGACGGCAAUUCCGACUUGCACAACUCGUCGGGCGACGAGGAUCCGCAGAUGCGGCUGCGUCUCAAACGCAAGUUGCAGCGCAAUCGCACCUCCUUCACCAACGAGCAGAUUGAAAGUCUCGAAAAAGAGUUCGAACGGACCCACUAUCCCGAUGUUUUCGCUCGUGAACGACUCGCCGAAAAGAUUGGCCUACCGGAGGCUCGCAUUCAGGUGUGGUUCAGCAAUCGCCGGGCCAAGUGGCGGCGUGAGGAGAAACUGCGCAACCAGCGGCGCGGACCGGAAUCGACCAGCGGAGGCAGCGGUGGCAGCGGUGGGAGCGGAGGCGGCGGCGGAGUUGGCUCCUCCUCUUCGUCGGCGGCGGCGGCCGCAGCGGCCGCAGCCGCGGCCACUGGCCGUCUCAACAGCAUCAACUCGGGCCUCAACAGCAUGUACCCGAGCUUGACUCAACCUCUGGCAUCCAUGGCUGAACCCUACAGUUCGAUGGCAACGUCGCUGAGCAGCAUGGGCGGAAUGGGAGGCAGUUGCGGUCUUCAGCAGCGCGACCCGGCCACGGCGGCGGCCUACCCGUCGUACAUGUUCGCCCAUCACGGCGGCGACCCGCUCAGCUCGCUCCAAUCCUCGUACAAUCAGCACCAGCGGGCGGCGGCCGCGGCGGCCGCUUGCAGCGCCGCUCAGGCCUCGUCGGUCGCCUCGGCUCACAGCUACGCUACCAGCGCUCACGCUCAAACAGAUGCUGUCUAUCGUUUAGGUGUCAUAUCGGCCGGCGUCUCAGUUCCUUUGCAAAUACCCAGCCAUCAGGGAUCCGACAUCGCGGCUAAUUACUGGCACCGUCUCCAAUAAUCAUCGGAUUCGACUAUCUAAACAAGUUCAAUCAACCCAAACAAUUUCACCGGACUACCAGAGGAAACGGAAAUAUAAAAAAUAAUUGGCAUCGUCUGCGCCUAAAUGAUCUGGCGAGAAAUGAAAUAGAACUCAAAAUUAAUUUUUUUUUUCGUGGUGGGUUACAUACCUGUGUGUUGCUUUUUAUUAUUUGGUCCCAAUUUUGUCUUCAUUUCUUUUGAUUUCCCAUUUGAUAUUAUUAUUAUUGCGAUGUGGCGAGCUAAUCACAGGUGGGCUCAUUCGAUGUGUGUUUCUAAAGAAAGAAAAACAACAACUCGGUGUUUGUUCGAACUUCCCGAGACCUAUACAUAUUUACACGUAGGCUCUAUUAAAACUAUAUAACCAAUUCAAUUAACGAAUGAAAGAUAACCCAAAAAACACAUUUUUUUCUAAGACACUUUUUGACUUAACUCGUUUCUCAUAUAAACCCACCGCCGCCGCUCGUAGGACAUCAGUUGGCAACUGCUGACUGUCCGUGUGACGGUGGAACAAUUAAUCCUCCAGUGGUUGUGUCCGUUGGCUGAUGUGCAUGCAA